Messenger RNA from Podospora anserina S mat+, 411 nucleotides. RefSeq lists its product as uncharacterized. The transcript is spliced from 3 exons. Lineage: Eukaryota; Fungi; Ascomycota; Sordariomycetes; Sordariales; Podosporaceae. The record is from RefSeq and is a predicted model, not a curated record. The coding region runs from base 1 to 411 and encodes 136 amino acids.
AUGUCCAAGUCUCGCGCCCCCCUCGCCCUCGGUGCCCUCGCCGCCUCAGGCAUUGGUUACUACCUCUACAGCGCCGGCGGCAACCCCAGAGCAGCCGAGAAGCAGUUUGAGAGCGACGCCCACCGCGCCGCCGCCAAAAUCGAAUCCAAGAUUCCCACCAACUACCCAACCCACACAACCCACAAGGCCGAGAAAGAAGGCACCCGCCUCGGCCACGAGGUCGGCACCAAGAUUGACUCUGCUGUAACCACCGUCAACCGCGACCUCAGCCAAGCCAAGCACGAAGCCGAGGCCAUCGCCAAACAAGCCAAGGCCGAUACCCUCAAGAAGAUUGACGAGUUUGACCGUACGGUCGAGGAGAAGGCCGCCAAGAGCAAGAGCUACCUUAGCUCGUGGUUCGGGAGCAAGUAA